UGCUACCCGGCAACAAAUAUUCAAGCCACACUCUCUCUGGUCUCCGAUAAUGAACGAAUGAACAUAGUAAACAGGCAAGCACCUAGCUGCUCACUCUAGGAUAGAACAGCCAGUUAACCCCUCUCUCUCCCUCUUCUUUGCUUCCUUUCUCCUCUCCCAAACUGAGCAGUGCAUGUCCAAUUGCAAAGAUGGCCACCUGCAUCAAACCUAUCGUCACUGCUAACCCCAAUCCGUUCAUCAGAGAAACCAAUAUUAUCAGUUUCCAAGUUGGAGUCUUGUCAUCCAAAUUCUCUUCUUUUUCUCCCCUCCCCCUUCAAAGUAACCCUAUGAAAAACAGGCCUACCCAAAUUGAGAAUCAGAGGUUUUGUGCUUUCUCAAGCCUCUACACCACUGCCCAAGCUGAGGUUUUGGGCGAUGCUGAAGUUGCAGAGGGGUACACAAUGACCCAGUUUUGUGACAAGAUGAUAGAGGUUUUGAUGAAUGAGAAGACCCAAACAAAGGAUUGGAGGAAGCUCUUGAUUUUUCGAGAGGAAUGGAACAAGUAUAGGAAAAGGUUUUUUGAUCGAUGCCAUUCACGAGCUGAUGCAGAGAAAGAUCCAUCAAUGAAACAGAAACUUAUCAUUCUUGCUAGAAAACUUAAAAAGGUUGAUGAUGAAAUGGAAAGGCACGAUGAACUCCUCAAAGAAAUUCGUGAAAACCCAACAGAUCUGAAUGCGGUGGUGGCAAGGAGGCGCAAGGACUUCACUGGAGCCUUUUUUCUGUACCUCAAUGUGCUUGCAGAGACUCUCUAUGAUACCUUAGAAGAACGGGAUGAGAUGGCAAGGCUCGGGGCUAAGUGCUUAUCUGCAGUAAGUGCAUAUGAUAAUGCAGCAGAAAGUGUGGAAAUGAUUGAUGCUGCUCAGGCGAAGUUUGAUGAUGUUCUAAACUCUCCUUCAAUGGAUAUUGCUUGUGAAAAGAUUAGAAGUCUGGCAAAAUCAAAGGAACUUGACUCCACACUGAUUCUUUUGAUUAACAGUGCUUGGGCAGCUGCAAAAGAAUCCACCACUAUGAAGAACGAGGUUAAAGACAUAAUGUAUCAUAUUUACAAGACUACAAAGGACAGCCUCAAGAACCUUGCCCCAAAAGAGAUAAAGCUACUUAAAUAUUUGCUUAACAUUACAGACCCUGAGGAGCGUUUCUCAGCAUUGGCAACUGCUUUCUCCCCUGGGAAUGAACGUGAAGCAAAGGACGUUGAUAUCCUAUACACGACACCCAAAGAACUUCAUAAAUGGAUAACGAUAAUGUUGGAUGCUUACCAUAUUAACAAAGAAGAAACGGAUUUGAGGGAAGCCAGGCAAAUGACUCAACCUGUAGUGAUCCAGAGGCUUUUCAUCCUUAAGGAAACUAUUGAGGAAGAGUACAUGAGGGAGAAAACUGAAGCUAAGAAGGAUCCAGAACCAGAAGAAUGAAGUAGCUUCUUAUUAGCUGCAUAUUUGGCGAAGUUCUCGAAUCUGAACAUUGUGACAACUAACAACUAGCAUAUAUCGGUUUAAGCAUGACAAUUUUUAUUUUAUUUUUCCUUAAUUUGGACUGAGCUACGGGAGCCAAAUCUAGACGGAUGUGAUUGUGAAAGUCCCACAUUUUUGUUAUAUGCCUGGAUCAAAUUUUUGUAAAUUAUUUUUUGGCCUCCUUAUGAGUAUGAUUCAACAUCAUAAUAGAGUUGGUGUAUGUCUAAUGUUGAGGGGCAUAGUUUUUCAUAUCAUUGUAUUUAAGUAGGUUUUGUCCCAUAUCCAAUAAUAUAAAUGGCAAUCUCAAUCUUUUCAUA
This is a messenger RNA of Amborella trichopoda, 1804 nucleotides long. RefSeq names its product endoribonuclease E-like protein. NCBI's taxonomy places the organism in Eukaryota, Viridiplantae, Streptophyta, Magnoliopsida, Amborellales, Amborellaceae. Gene Ontology annotation, cellular component: chloroplast thylakoid membrane; chloroplast envelope. The record is from RefSeq and is a predicted model, not a curated record.